AUGCAAAAUAAUGAAUUCUAAAAAUUUGAGAUUGUGAAUCAAUAAGAGAAAAUUGAUAAUGAAUGUUUUAAAUGUUUCACUAUAAAUCAUGAUUCAACAAUCUUGAUUGGAUGUAGCACUUGGGCUGUGAUAUAUAUUUAUUCAAUUUUAUAAGAUGGUUAGAUUAUUAAUACACAAAAAAUAUUAGAUUAAGAAUUGUUACUCAUUAAUUAAGUAUAUUUUAUGAGAUCAGGAAAAACAUUCAUUACGAUGGGAUAUGGUUUAAGUUUUUGGACAAUAAAUGAAAAUAACCUUUGGUAUAAAGGAAAUAUAAUUUAAUUAGAAGAGAGAAUAUCAUUUUUGAUAUUUACCAAGGAUGAAAAAAAAAUAAUAGUCUCAUUAGAAAGUUCUUUAUAAUUUUGGAAAAAGAGAAAUUAAUCAUAAUUAUGGAAGACAAAUUUUGAAUUAAAUUUAUAAGAAAAAAUUACAAGUAUGAGUUUGAAUGAAUCAGAAAAUGAAUUAAUUAUUGGAAUGUAAGGUUUGAUACUUUUAGCAAGAUGUUUUAAUAAUUAUAAAUGGCAUAUUUGUUACAAAAUAAGGACAGCAUGUGGUUCCAUAUGGAAAAUGGUGAUUUAUUUGGAUAAAAGUAUGUUUGUAUCUUAACCGAGUAAUUGCGAUAAUUUAAUAUAAUAUGAAUGGAAUAAAUGGGAUUAGAAAUUGAUUAGAAAAUUUAAAAUAAGAUUAGAGAAGAAUUCUGAUUUGAGUCGUGAAAAUUCAAUAAGUUUUGAAUAGGAUGAGCAAUUAUUGUUUCAUAAAUUUAAUAAAACAUUAAGAAUAUUUAGUCUUCGCAAUAGAUAAUUAUAGUUAUAGUAAUAGAUUACAUUUAGUAGUUGUGAACAUAGUUUUUAUAAUUCUAGAGAUUGCAAAUUCUUAAUAGUAAGGAAUUUGAGAGGAAAAGGUUUUUCAAUUUGGCAUAGAUGAAAACUUGUUUAAGAGAGAG
Messenger RNA from Paramecium sonneborni, 979 nucleotides. NCBI's taxonomy places the organism in Eukaryota, Ciliophora, Oligohymenophorea, Peniculida, Parameciidae. The record is from the annotation of a GenBank genome assembly.